GCCAUAAUUCUUCCUUUUGUUCUCUUCCUAAUGCAACCAACCACGUAAACCCACGGACCUCCACCCAUCGAACCCUCAUCCACUUUUUCUAGCCACCUUUAGCCCCCCAUGCUAACACACCACUCCAUUCCACAACUCCGGUGCACCGGCUCGGACACCGCAGCCGGAUUACGGGCCGCAAGAGCCAUGCACACCUUGUGGGCUUCGUUGAGAGGGAAAGUGUACUGCAGAGGCAAGCGAACGGAUGUGAUUCUGGGCACGGAAAGACCCGUCUUGGCUAGAACCUGCAUUCAUCGAAAACACUCGGAAGAACUCAACCAAAACCCGAGGAACUGGUUUUACGGGAACACAGUACUCGAGAUCGGCGACCCGUCAAGAAACAUCAUCGAAAAGAUCUUCAACGCGACAACCACCGACACCAGAAGGGGUUCGAUAACUAUAAAACAAGUCCUCAAGCUUAAAAAUUCAUCAGAAACUCUAGAAAGAUUCGAAAAGUUCAGAGAAGACGUCAAGAACCGAGCUUUAAAGCAUUGUAACAAGAAUCCAAGAAACACGGUGGAUGGUAACGAACAGUUACUGUUCUACGGCAUAAACCUCACAUGUUGCAAGCAAUCCGAACCAUCUGGUUUCUGUAAAAACUCGAAUUGCAGCAUCUGCAGUGCAAUUCAAUCAGGUUUCUACACUGCAAGAAAGAAAACUGGAAUAUGGUUGAGCACAAGUUGUCAAGAUAUUAUCAACAUGAAUGUGGAUUCACAUGUGAAUAAUGUGAAGAUGGCGAUUAUGGUUUGUAGAGCGAUUGCUGGAAGAGUUGUGAAUAUGUUCGAUAAGAGCUAUGAAGGUGAUUAUGAUUCUAUCGCCGCAGUGAAACCUGAUCGCGUGUUUGUAAAGAACCCGAGUGCGGUAUUACCUUGCUUCGUGAUCGUCUUAAAUUGCAGGUAUUUCGGGUAAUAAUCCGAGCGAAAACUUUCGAUCUUGAUAGAUACCGGCUACUGAAAUAUCUGUAUAAAGAUUAAGUUGUAGAGUGUUAAUAAAUUUCCGUCACGGUUAGUUGAUUCGAAGGUUAUUGAAUCAGUCUGCCAUAUGAUCUCUUGCGAUAGAGUGUCAUUGCUGU
Messenger RNA from Cynara cardunculus var. scolymus (artichoke), 1111 nucleotides. RefSeq lists its product as uncharacterized. The coding region runs from base 109 to 948 and encodes 279 amino acids. NCBI's taxonomy places the organism in Eukaryota, Viridiplantae, Streptophyta, Magnoliopsida, Asterales, Asteraceae. The transcript has 2 exons. The record is from RefSeq and is a predicted model, not a curated record.